AUGUCGCGUCGUGGUUUUUGUACUAAUUUGUAUAGCGAUAAUGGUACAAACGUCACUGGAGCAGACGCUAAGUUGAAGAAGUAUUUUAAACAAGUCAGUGAUCAACAAUCGGUGGACGAGUACUUGGCAGAAAAAGGUGUCAUGUGGUAUUUCAUCCAUCCGUCGGCUACCCAUUUCAGUGGUUUUUGGGAAGUAGAAGUCAAGUCACAUCUAUACAAUGUCAUCAAAGGCGCUCUAUUAAAAUUCGAAGAAUUAUCCAUAAUGAUGCGUAGAAUUGAAGUCAUCCUAAUCUCUAAGCCGUUAAUCGCUGUAUCGAAUGAUCCUACAGACUAUGAAGCACUUAUACCAGGUCAUUUUUUAAUUGGUAGUUAA
Daktulosphaira vitifoliae (grape phylloxera) is the source of this 372-nucleotide messenger RNA. RefSeq lists its product as uncharacterized. The transcript has a single exon. Gene Ontology annotation, molecular function: nucleic acid binding. Bases 1 to 372 code for a protein of 123 amino acids. Lineage: Eukaryota; Metazoa; Arthropoda; Insecta; Hemiptera; Phylloxeridae. The record is from RefSeq and is a predicted model, not a curated record.